UUGUCCGGUUUCGCCUGGGAUUGGGAUUUGACAGCACAUUCAGCAUCCUUUUGAGCAUUUUUGAAGACAUUCCGUUUUUGACUUGGACUUUGUGAGAGUAGCAGGUUCCAGUCCGUUUUGUUGUUUUGUCUGAGUAGCUACAUGAUGGCUACUUUACCAGGAACAGUGCCUCGGAUGGUGCGCCCUGCGCCAGGCCAGAACUACCCGCGAACCGGCUUCCCUCUGGAAGUAUCCACCCCCCUGGGCCAGGGUAGGGUGAACCAGCUUGGCGGCGUGUUCAUCAACGGGAGGCCCCUGCCAAAUCACAUCCGACACAAGAUAGUGGAGAUGGCACACCACGGCAUCCGACCCUGCGUAAUCUCGCGACAACUGCGAGUUUCCCACGGCUGUGUUUCCAAGAUCCUCUGCCGAUACCAGGAGACCGGCUCGAUCCGUCCGGGCGCCAUAGGAGGCAGCAAGCCCAGGCAGGUGGCAACUCCUGACGUGGAGAAGCGGAUCGAGGAGUACAAGAGAGAAAACCCGGGUAUGUUCAGCUGGGAGAUCCGGGAUAAGCUGCUGAAGGACGGGGUGUGCGACAGAAGCACAGUUCCUUCAGGUGAGGCUUCAUCUGUGAGCUCCAUCAGCCGCGUUUUGAGGGCCCGAUUUGGCAAAAAAGAUGACGAGGAUGACUGUGAUAAGAAGGAUGAAGAUGGAGAAAAGAAAACAAAGCAUAGCAUCGAUGGCAUCCUUGGUGAUAAAUGUAGUCGCACGGAUGAUGGGUCAGAUGUAGAUUCGGAGCCCGACUUGCCCCUGAAAAGGAAGCAGAGACGCAGCCGCACCACCUUUACCGCCGAGCAGCUGGAGGAGCUGGAGAAGGCGUUUGAAAGGACACAUUACCCAGACAUCUACACCAGGGAAGAGCUGGCUCAGAGGACAAAACUCACAGAGGCGAGAGUACAGGUGUGGUUUAGCAACAGGCGAGCUCGGUGGCGUAAACAAGCUGGGGCCAAUCAGCUAGCAGCCUUCAACCACCUGCUUCCUGGAGGAUUCCCACCCACAGGGAUGCCAACUUUACCCACAUACCAGCUACCAGAUUCCAGCUACCCCAGCACCACGCUAUCGCAGGAGGGCAGUACGUUGCACAGACCCCAACCCCUGCCUCCAUCCUCCAUGCACCAGGGAGGUCUGAGUGCUGACAGCAGCUCUGCUUAUGGUCUGUCAUCCAAUCGCCACAGCUUCUCCAGCUACUCUGAUACUUUCAUGAGCCCCUCGGCAUCCAGCAACCACAUGAACCCUGUUGGCAACGGGCUCUCCCCACAGGUGAUGAGUAUCCUGAGCAACCCCAGUGCCGUACCCUCCCAGCCCCAGCACGACUUUUCCAUUUCCCCCCUGCACAGCAGCCUGGAGAGCUCCAACCCCAUCUCAGCUAGCUGCAGCCAGCGUUCUGACACCAUCAAGAGUGUGGAUAGCCUGGCUUCCUCCCAGUCAUACUGCCCUCCUACCUACAGCGCCACCAGCUACAGCGUGGACCCCGUCACUGCAGGGUACCAGUACAGCCAAUACGGCCAGACUGCCGUAGACUACCUGGCUAAGAACGUGAGCUUGUCCACCCAGAGGAGGAUGAAGCUUGGAGACCACUCGGCUGUGCUGGGACUGCUGCAGGUGGAGACGGGACAGGCCUACUAAAGCCCCCUCCAAGCCCUCCCCCACCCCCCAGACACACCCUGCACGACUUUUUUCAGCCCUCUGCCACCCUUCUCCAUGCCCCAUCAAGCCUGGACUCCAACUCCAGCUCCAGCCUUCUCUGCUGCUCGCUCUGCAGUCCGGCCAUGACAUCAGCGCACAGAUACGCAGCCUCACAGUGUAUCAGAGACAGGGACGCUUGCGGGUGUGACAAGGCUCUUUGGGGAAUGGAACUAAACUUUUCUCACCACUGUCAACCACCAGGCGGCUCUGCACCCUCUCUUCUCAGUAUUUGGGUGUCUCUGCCUGCCUCUUGUACUUCUGCCCCAACCCCAAACCCUGCUUUGUUUUACUCAGAAGGCCAGACAGGACCCAAGAACACCCGAGGAUAGUUGGCCGCCUUGGCCCGGGUUCCUCUUUGUCAUGGCUGCAGUCCAGCACACAUUUAGAGCCAUCAACAACAUGUACUUUAACCUUGCUGUUCAUAGUAGUUAACAAAGCCAAUAUCAUUUGAAUGACUCUGAUUCUUGUUCCUUUUUGAUAUUGUCAAGAUUAUUGUUGCUGUUAUAUGAUUAUGGUUAAUGUGAUUUAUGUUGUUCUUUGAUUCCAUUCGUAUCUCUUUUCUCUGUUCGACGCUGGUGUGUAAAACACAGCGUGGAUGACUGAGACGAUUUGGGAGUGAGUGUCUGUUGCGUGUGCAUGUUUUGCGUGUCGGCACAGUCACACAAGAGAGGAUGAUUGUUUUCCAAGCUGCUUUUCCUCUGCCUGUUCCCUGAGCUCUAGUGUUCGUGAGCGAUUUGACCUUCCCACUUUCAUAUUCAUCUUGACAUUCCUAAAGAACUUGGCCACUCUGUGGGAAGUCUGGCUGGAUGGAUUCUGCAGGGAAUUAAAGCAGCAUUUUGGCCGCCAAUAGCUUUCCCCUUCUAACCUCCAUCCCAUCCUUAGCCGUGGUCCAUGGGGAGGGGGCAUUGUUUGCAAAAACAGGAUUGGGGAAAUUAAUGUAUUUUGUUUAGAAAUAUGGACCUUGCCAAGGAGGGCUAACUCAACCCCCCGCGCCCGCUCCUCCCAAAUCCCAUCUGCCAGGGAACCCUGAGUGACUUUAACAGUGUAAAGCAGAUUAAAUCACACAAAAAUAAUGUCAAAGCUAAUUCACAGUGACCCUUCCCAUUGCCAGUUAGUAUUUCUGUUUUUAUCAUAUAAUUAGCACAUUUUGUAAAUGCACCUUCAGUUGGUUUCCACUCUCGGACUGAAUAAACAUUCCCUCAAACAUUCCACAGGGUCCAUGUGCGAAUAUACUAUAAGCAUUCCAACACUUUCUGUUAUAAGAUUAAAAAGCACACAAGCUGUGCCAUUCAUAUGCACUCCAGAAAAUCAUAUAAUCCAGUCAGUUGUGAAAGGGCACAGGUAACACCGUUGAUUGCCCCCCCCACACCCGAACCGGAGCCCCCUCUAAUCCUCCGCUUUGACAUACUCACUGAAAUGUACAAAAAGAAGAAAAAAAUUUAAGUAUAGUUGAUAUGAGACAUUUGUGUAGCACUCAUAGUUGACUUUUGACAUGAUCCAGGACCUUG
Molecule: messenger RNA, 3233 nt
Organism: Scatophagus argus
Lineage: Eukaryota; Metazoa; Chordata; Actinopteri; Scatophagidae
Gene: pax7a
Product: paired box 7a
Exons: 9
Coding region: 142-1665 (507 amino acids)
Biological process (GO): anatomical structure development; regulation of transcription by RNA polymerase II
Molecular function (GO): DNA-binding transcription factor activity, RNA polymerase II-specific; RNA polymerase II cis-regulatory region sequence-specific DNA binding
Source: RefSeq, a predicted model, not a curated record